Molecule: messenger RNA, 1821 nt
Organism: Marasmius oreades (fairy-ring Marasmius)
Lineage: Eukaryota; Fungi; Basidiomycota; Agaricomycetes; Agaricales; Marasmiaceae
Exons: 9
Coding region: 1-1821 (606 amino acids)
Source: RefSeq, a predicted model, not a curated record
AUGUUCAACAAUUCGUCUCACCUAAAUUUUGGAAAUGCAAACUUCAGCAUCGUUCAUGGAAACCAGACUAUUAUCCAUUAUCUGCAGCAUGAACACCAGCAUGAAGUACCUGGUCCAGGGGAGGAAGAGUGGAAGCUGAAGUUGUAUCGGGAGUAUGACCGAAUCCCUGCAGGGAGAAUCAAAAUCAUUAAAACUUUUACUGAAAAUAAAGUUCAACGACAAGAAUAUGAAGACCAUCCUGAAAAUCUCAGUCGGACUGAAAGGUGGGACAGGUCAAGAGCAAAACGGACUGCUCAUCUGGCUUGUCUUGUCCAAGGGAUGAAAGAGUCUUUGCCAUUCUUCAGUAUUGCAUACACUGGAUACGAUGCGCAAAAGGUAUUCAAGCAGGACUGCCUCAAAUACUCCCAAAUCCGAUAUGCAAAUGUCAUACAGCUACAAGGUUUCAAUGACUCAUCAGAUAUUCCAAUGGUCCACUUCCAUGAAGAACUUAUUCCUGUACAUCAUAUUCAACGGCACCAUAAAUCCUCAACAGCUCUGCUAUGCUACUUCUCUUUGCAAGCCAGUAUUGCAAAGCAAAACAUGCCUGAAUGGUGUCAGACAGUGUGGAAUCCAUACCUCUGCCACAAUGUGUGGAUUCAACCAAACAAUGGAAGGAUAUCUUUUGGCCCAGAAGGACCUCGGCCUGAUUACUUUCACAUUGAUCCUGAUCCUGAAUGGAAGCUUGAAUGUUGCCCAGACAUUCCAGUUCUUCAGACUUCAAUGUACAAUGCUGACUGUAUUACCGAGUAUCUGGUUAAGUAUUCCUCUGCUCAAUUCCUCCUGGACAUUCUUGCAUUCAAUACAGGCAUGUCCACCCACAUGUACCCAAAAACAGAAAAAUAUCCCCAUCAUACAAGUCAAGUUUGGGCUCAUUCUUCUGGCCAACCACUUGCAAGAUUUCAGUCCCAAUGGACAUAUGAAGCAAAGUAUUCCAGGUUUACCAAAGAGCAUCUCCACCCAACUGUGAUGGAAGAUGGAAGGAUAUGCUUCACUAUAAAUGCUACAGCUCAGUUGCACAUGCAAGGAAAAGUCUUUUCCUGGUUCAGAUACAAGGUAGAUAUGCCAUGGCAUCGGCAUGAUUGGCUAUCCCAAGCAUGCAGUGUUUUCAGCAUGCUGAAUAUACCAAAGGAUGAAUGGUCAGACUAUGUAUUUGUUGACUGGAUUGACCUGGAUAUCAACUUUGGAACCUGCAAUUACCAGGCUGAAGACAAGUUUCCCAAUACAAUUAUUGGUGAUCACAUUGGAACCAACUGUUACUAUCUGAUAUUACACCCACCACCAUGUUUUCCUGAUGGAUUUCCCAACAUACAAGCUUGGAGGUCAGGGAAGGGGUUAUACUACUACUCCUUGGAUCCUGAUGGAAAAUCAGUCAUGACAGAAUCCCAAUGCCUGUCAUUACAGCUUCCGUUUAUUGUUCCAAAUGUUGUGGUAGAUGCAUACACCUGGAAUGCUGGUGUAUAUGAUUUAAUCUCAGCAUGGCAAGAGAAGAAAGGCUUUGAUCCCACCACAAUCAACUUUGCUCAUUCUUUGGGUUAUCCUAUCAUGGAAGUGAUAUACUCUAAUGUGAAUGAUGGGCAUUUCAAGGAUCUCUCUGAAGACACAGACAGGAUUGAUACUGCAUGUGUGGAAGCCAUGGAUAUAGACCCAUCUAAUCCUUGUUCCCACCUGCCAAAUAUUGGUUCAGCCUUCAGUUGGUUUACACCUGUAGCUUCCAUGAACGAGGAUGUGAACAUGAUGGCAGACAACACCUUGUUUGUGGAUAUGGAUAUGGCAGUGGACUAA